Spinacia oleracea (spinach) is the source of this 1558-nucleotide messenger RNA. Its product is annotated as pentatricopeptide repeat-containing protein At3g14580, mitochondrial. Lineage: Eukaryota; Viridiplantae; Streptophyta; Magnoliopsida; Caryophyllales; Amaranthaceae. The coding region runs from base 39 to 1241 and encodes 400 amino acids. Gene Ontology annotation, molecular function: protein binding. The transcript has a single exon. The record is from RefSeq and is a predicted model, not a curated record.
CGUCAUUUUGCAACUUCUUACUCGUGAAAGCAUUCGGAAUGAAAGCCUUUCGCUGCGCCAGCACUUCCCAAAAUCUACUUCAAUCAACAAUUCUUAGACAAUUAUUUAACCAACGAUUAAUACAUAAACAUGCUUCAUCAACCCCAUUAUCAUCUUCGUGUUCAUCUGAUCAAUCCUGUAGUAGCAUACAAAAGCUGUUUCACAAGGAUUGGUUAUCCCCAAAUGAAGUUGCUAAAAUCUUCACUACAUUAGAGCCCAAUUCAGUUCUUCCUAUAUUUGAUCACAUAUCCAAGCGCAAAGAUUAUAAACCCAAUGAAUCCCUUUUUACUGUGAUCGUCGCCAAGCUCGGCGAAGCGAAAAACUUUGCUGCCAUUGAUGAUAUUCUGAAGAUGAUCAAAACCCAGAAAAAUUGCCACAUUUCUGAUGAGUUUUUCUACAAUGUAAUCAAGGUUUAUGGUAAUUUGGGUGGUUUGAAUAAAAGGGUAAUCGAAACCCUUUACGAUAUGCCUGAGUAUAAUUGUUGGCCUUCGACGAAAACCUUCAACUUUGUGCUGAAUUAUCUUGUAUGUUCGAAGCAGUUUGAUAUGAUAUACGAGGUUUUUCUGGGUGCUACUAAGCUUGGGGUUGAGAUUGAUGCUUGUACGCUUAAUAUUUUGAUUAAAGGGUUGUGUAAAUGUGGGCGGUUGGAGGAUGCAUACCAAGUGCUCGACGAAUUUCCUAAACAAAAGUGUAAACCAAAUAAGAUGACUUUUUCCACUAUAAUGCAUUGUAUGUGUGAAAAGGGUAUGGUGGAUGAGGCAUUUGGGUUGAUUAAGAGGAUGGAAAAGGAAAGGGUUUCGCCGGAUGCGGUCACAUUUAACAUUUUGGUAUCAGGAUUGCAAAAACAAGGGAGGAUUGAGGAAUCAAUGGAGUUAUUAGAUAGAAUGAGGCUCAUGGGUUGUGAACCUAAUAAAGGAACUUAUCAAGAGGUUUUGUAUGGAUUGCUGAAAUCAAAGAGAUAUGUUGUUGCCAAAAAGUUUGUACAUAUGAUGAGGUAUAAGGCCUUGAUUCCAAGCUUUUUGUCUUACAAGUUGUUGGUGUUGGGACUAUGUGAAGAGAAUAUGCUAAGAGAUGUUGAUUGGGUCUUGAAGAGUAUGGUUUCAGUAGGGUUCGUACCGAGGAUGGGGAUGUGGAGAAGUGUUGUUAAGAAGAAUUUUCCUAAUGCUCCUGAAGUUUCUCUUAAUGAAAUUUUAGAGGAUUAGCAAUUUGAUUGUGUCCUAAAGAUUAUCGCUGCAGUGGUUUGGUCUAUAAAAUUGUCAAACUUAAAACACGAAACUCAGUGGUCUAAUGCAAAAGAACAAAAAUACCCAAAGAGGUUGGGAAUACAACUGUUCCAAGGUACAUUUCUUGCAUAUACCUAGGUGGCUGGGUGUACUUUCUACUGUUGUUUGGAUGGUGGAUGUAUUGACUAUGUUCAAUGUUGGGUACAUGAGACGUCUAAAAAAUUGUCGUAUGAAAAAUUAUGUACCAUCCAUUUUGGGAAUGUUUUUCAUUAUGUUAUGCUAUCAUGUACUCCCUC